AUGGUUCGCGGCUACCGCACGAUCUCCCGCGAGGCGGCGAGCCUCCUUGCCGGAUUGCCGCCAUGGGAUCUGGAGGCGGUAGUCCUCGCACGCCUGCACGAAUGGCGCGCGGAGGCACUAUGCCGGGGGGAAACCCCGCUGCCGCGGCAAGUUGUCGCGCAGCGGACAGUCUUCCGGCACGAUCUCAUGGCGACAUGGAGAGAGCGACUGUCGCAACCCCGUGCUGGGCACGCCACUAUAGCGGCGAUAAGACCCCUCUUUGAGGAGUGGCUUGAGAGACGCCACGGCAUCCUCACCUUCCGCCUGACUCAGGUCCUCACCGGACACGGUGUGUUCGGGAGGUUCCUGCACCGAAUCGGGCGGGAGGAAACGCCCGGGUGCUCCCACUGCGAGGAUGGACCGGAGGACACGGUGGAACACACCGUGGAGGUGUGCCCUGCUUGGGCGGAGCACCGCCGUGUCCUCGUAGCGGCGAUAGGCGGCGGCGACCUCUCGCGUCCGGCCCUGGUCGAAGCCAUGGUCCGGAGCGAGACGGAAUGGGAUGCCGUCACCACCUUCUGCGAAGCAGUGAUGCUAGCGAAGGAGGUGGCGGAGCGGGAGAAGGAAAGAGCAGCAGCUUUCCUCCCAGGCCGCCGCGGGAGACGCCCCGGGCGUCGGGGGCUACGUCGUGGCCCCCGGCCACCGUAG
Messenger RNA from Parnassius apollo (apollo), 687 nucleotides. Lineage: Eukaryota; Metazoa; Arthropoda; Insecta; Lepidoptera; Papilionidae. The record is from the annotation of a GenBank genome assembly.